AUGGACCAAAAACAAGUUAUUGAAUCGUAUCGAGAAGAAUUAAACGCGUUGCGUUCGAAACUAUGUCAACUAGAAGUUGAUUCAAUAGAAGAAAAAGCUUCUAAUGAAGUACGUAAAUGGCGGCAAAGUUUUGAUGCAUCUUCGUCACGUCAAAUGGAACAAGUACUUAAUGAAAUGGAGAAACGUAAACAAACAGAAGUCAGUCAUUUAGCCAAUGAACUACGUACUUCUCUCGACCAAUUCAAAGGAACUAAUCUUAAACGUCUUGCUGAACUUGAUGCAUUUAUUUCAAGGAUAGGUCUGGAUGAUGAAAUUCAACUAGAUUAUGUUAAAUUUGAAUUAGAUUCGGUCACCAAGAAAAUUGAUUCACUUUAUUUUAACAUUAUUGUACAGGUAGUUGAUAAAUCACAUCGACGACGUUCAUCAACUGUACUCACUCGAAAUACACUUGAACUGGUUAACGUAUUCGAGUUUAAAAAACCGCAAUCAAUCUCCAAUCCCUCGUCUAGUUUUCUUGGUCCACUUCGAAAUUUUUUCCGUCGUGCAUCGUCGGGUGGAGCAAGUUAUUACAAUAUGGAUUUUCUUGGGCCACAAAAAUGUACAUAA
Rotaria sp. Silwood2 is the source of this 606-nucleotide messenger RNA. The record is from the annotation of a GenBank genome assembly. NCBI's taxonomy places the organism in Eukaryota, Metazoa, Rotifera, Eurotatoria, Philodinida, Philodinidae.